This is a messenger RNA of Vicia villosa (hairy vetch), 787 nucleotides long. Its product is annotated as monothiol glutaredoxin-S15, mitochondrial. NCBI's taxonomy places the organism in Eukaryota, Viridiplantae, Streptophyta, Magnoliopsida, Fabales, Fabaceae. The transcript is spliced from 6 exons. The record is from RefSeq and is a predicted model, not a curated record. Bases 110 to 586 code for a protein of 158 amino acids.
UCGGUUGGGGAAAAGACCAUAAACACCUUCAUGUAACACCUUAUUUGCAAAGUUGUCUGCAUUUAGAGAACACAUUCAUCGCAUCAGAAAGAAUUGAUACGAAACUACUAUGGCGGCCAUUCUUUUCAAGGGAAUCGCAGCUCGCUCUCUCACCACACGUCUAACUAGCUCCUGUUAUUAUGGAAUGAAAUACUCAACCAAGGUGUCUAAUGAUCCAGACACACACGAUGACUUUAAGCCAGCUAAUAAGCUUGAGAAUUCUGGCACUUCUUUGUCAAACAUUAUCGAGCAGGAUGUCAAGGAUAAUCCUGUAAUGCUAUACAUGAAAGGCGUGCCUGAUUUUCCACAGUGUGGAUUUAGUUCUCUUGCAGUUAAAGUUUUAAAACAAUAUGAUGUUCCUUUGAGUGCUAGAAACAUUUUGGAGGAUCCUGAACUGAAAAAUGCUGUAAAAGCCUUCAGUCAUUGGCCAACAUUUCCACAAGUUUUCAUUAAGGGAGAGUUUGUUGGUGGAUCAGACAUUAUUCUUAAUAUGCACCAGAAUGGUGAGUUGAAGGAAAAGCUUAAGGAUGUUGUGUCCAAGCAGUAAAAGCACAACUAAGGCGAUGGAAUUUAUAAGAGAGAGGUAGUUUAGACCGACUUGUUCGACGCAAACUGUUUCUUUUUGCUGAAAAGAUUACAUUAUGUGAUAGUAAUAAGUUAUUCAAUGGAUUUCUUUAUUGUGAUAUACAAAUUUCGCGUGUGCGUGCCCUUUGCUAUGAAAUUAUAGUUAAGACUGAACUUAUAUUCA